AUGGGUCCUGGAGGACCAGGAGGACCUGGAGGGCCUGGUUGGGGUCCUGGAGGACCUGGAGGACCUGGUUGGGGACCUGGAGGACCCGGAGGACCUGGUUGGGGACCUGGAGGACCCGAAGGGCCUGGAGGGCCUGGUUGGGGACCUGGAGGACCUGGAGCGCCUGGUUGGGGUCCUGGGGGACCUGGAGGGCCUGGUUGGGGUGGAGGUCCUGGUUGGGGGCCUUUUGGUUGCUUAGAUCAAUGUAUGUGGUUCCUCUGCUGUUGUGGAUUGCUGAGAGGGUGCUGCGGAUUUUGCUGCCCACCUUUCGGGCCUCCUCGUUAGUUGAACUAACGAGAUAUCUAGAUCCUUAGCUGAGAGAAAUGCUCAACAUGAAGGCAAGCGGUAUUCAUAGGCAAGUCACCACUUCAGGAUAAUAAUCAACUUGGAAAGAAUCACCUGCAGGAUUAGAUUUUCAGACCACUUAUUCCAUUAUUUCAUCAUUUCGGGUAGGUUCAUAAAUGCUGAAUGAAACAACAUUUAUUUGUCAAAUCUUAUUCAUGAUUCAACUCUGAGUAUUAUUUGAGGGUAGAAGGCUCAGUUUGACUGUGAACAGCAGGCGAGGAUUUUUUGAUUUUUUUUCGGUCGAGUGAGAAAUUUUCAGUCAAAUAUGCUGCAGCGAAAUUCGCAAAUAUAUAUUUGAAUAUUGGGAAAGUUUAAACUUUACUGCAGUUAAAACAAAAUGACAAAAAUGGUACAGGAAAUAAUAUUCGAGCCCUUUUAGUUUUGUUUAUUAA
Molecule: messenger RNA, 776 nt
Organism: Cryptomeria japonica (Japanese cedar)
Lineage: Eukaryota; Viridiplantae; Streptophyta; Pinopsida; Cupressales; Cupressaceae
Exons: 3
Coding region: 1-324 (107 amino acids)
Source: RefSeq, a predicted model, not a curated record